This is a messenger RNA of Puccinia triticina, 576 nucleotides long. RefSeq lists its product as uncharacterized. The record is from RefSeq and is a predicted model, not a curated record. The transcript has 2 exons. Bases 1 to 576 code for a protein of 191 amino acids. Lineage: Eukaryota; Fungi; Basidiomycota; Pucciniomycetes; Pucciniales; Pucciniaceae.
AUGUUCUCAGCUCGCUCAGGAAAAGCUCACAGGCUGAUUUGUGUUCCCCUUUCCUCCUCGCAACAUGUCGCCACACACAAGCUCAGCUUUUGUAACCACGCCGUGGACCUCCACACGCAAGAGAUCCCCCGGAUCAACCUCGCCCUCAAAAACUCGCAGGCAAGCGACAUCCCACCGGGAUCUGAAACGCAGUUGGGGCAAUUCCCCUGUGCUGAUUCUUCUGGUUUGGAGGGGCUGUCUGAGCUGUGCAAAGACCCUGAAACUGGCCACUCUGCGAAUGGGGACGACGUCACUUCACGAGACGGGAACAACGACCCUAAGUCCGGGAACCUUGCCUACAAAGGCACUAUACGAUCUGGUCCGCGCGCUCUACAGCCCAACAUGUCUCCUCGGACUCUGCGCUCUAUUCCGACCGGUCCGGCCAACUCAUUCCCACCUGGCCAUCCCGAGAACCGUUCAAAACAUUCUAGCAGUUCGGCUGACACCACUAAUACUCAUACUGCCCAAAAUGGAUAUCCAGCCAGGAAUGGCCCAGGUCAAGAUCAUGCGAGGAGCCGUAAUGAAGCAGGUGAUUAA